AUGGCAAAUAACGCAGAAUACCGAAACAGGAUCUCGCAGGAGCUACUGUACAAGACUGGCGACUUUCGAGCGUACUUCAGGGUCUACGACGAGUUGUUCCAGUUCAGCAUUGGAAGGCGUCUCGUCCAAAUUGAGCACCCCCUGGAACCAAACCACAAGCCAAUCGACCAUGAGGCUAUUCUGACCGGCACAAGAAUUCUCAAAACCAAUCCUGCGAUUACACUGGAUGGCGCUAGGAAGGAAUUGCGGGCACAGCUCACAGGGCGCUACACAGAAGACGAGGUUACUUUUGCCAUGAAUCUCUCAGUUCAAGCCAUGUUGAUGAUCGACUCCGCUGUGAACCACUACCGCAGUCCUGACUAUAGCAUUGGGAGAUACAGCAAUAUCUCGUGGCGCGACAACGAGAGAUUUGUUGACUAUGUAAUCCAAGACAAGCGUGCUUUGAAAGCCUGGAAACUCAAGGAGAGGGCCGGCAUCACAUUCAAGGCCACAAACAAUUUGGUUGAUCACCUGCUCUUUGAUCCGGCUACUCGUAUCGUGUACCUGUUCCAUCACUCAGCGUACAUCAAAGCUCACCUGGACAUGUGGCACCAGAAGGGUGCCACGGCUUGCAAGAAUCUUGGACAUGCGCAAACGCUAGAAAGCGGAACCUUGUGUCCUGAAUUGCUGGUCGAAACCCUCCACUCCCUGCAGUCUGUCCUGUUCCGCUACGACGACAAGAGGUCCAUGGAUAUUCUGAGACAGCUGGUCAAGAGAGAUAGUUUUGACGAGACCUGUUCAGUCCACGAAGGGUACCGGAUGUUCCAGGAUUCCAUCCAGGACAUCAGAUAUCUCUAUUGGGGAGAGAGGCUCGCGGUGCUCUAUGAUCUGACUCGCAACCGGCCCCCAAGAACCCGCUUUGAGAAGUGGAUCAGGUGGCAGACCUCUGAGAGCAAUGCUUUUAUGGUCGCCAUGCUUGCCCUCCUCAUUUCCAUUGUUGUAGGGGUUCUGUCGCUAGGAUUGUCGGCAUUCCAGGCAUGGAUAGCUUGGCAGGCAUGGAAGUACCCUCCCAAAGAUCCAGCAGCUCCUGAAGCAACGUUGACUGGCCCUAUAUGACGAAGGUUUGGUGGAGGCUUGGUUGGGCCAAUGUAGAACUGACCCCAAUCCUCGAAGGCAAGUGAUUCUUGCAGUAGGAGCCGCUACUAAUAAAAAAAA
Canariomyces notabilis is the source of this 1194-nucleotide messenger RNA. RefSeq lists its product as uncharacterized. The transcript has 3 exons. The record is from RefSeq and is a predicted model, not a curated record. Lineage: Eukaryota; Fungi; Ascomycota; Sordariomycetes; Sordariales; Chaetomiaceae. The coding region runs from base 1 to 1095 and encodes 364 amino acids.